Molecule: messenger RNA, 1353 nt
Organism: Raphanus sativus (radish)
Lineage: Eukaryota; Viridiplantae; Streptophyta; Magnoliopsida; Brassicales; Brassicaceae
Exons: 3
Coding region: 253-1152 (299 amino acids)
Molecular function (GO): phosphoglycerate dehydrogenase activity
Source: RefSeq, a predicted model, not a curated record
CAGGAUUUGUGGAUAGAGUUUCUUCUUUGGUGAGUUUUGUUUUCUCUUUAAAUAAUUGAAAUAUUUAUUUCUUUUCAGUCUCUUGGGAUCUACUACAUAGUUUUGAGAAGCUUCUAGUGUUGGCAAAGGUCUCUGCUUUUGCAUCGGAACUAAAGCUUACACACAAGUGCUUUCACUUUUCUGAUUAGAUUUUUUUGGAGUGAAUUUUUAACCUUGGGUUUUACAUACUCGUUGAUCCUCUUCCUCUGUGUCAUGGAGGAGACUUGUGAGACACUCAACAAAAGUGAAGCCUUUGACAUAUCUAGAUAUCAUAACUAUAACCAGCACAGCCCCAUAAUCUCCUCCCCCUGGUUGGAUCUGAGAGUGUUCUACGUCAGGAUAAGUAAUUUCAAGGUGGAAGAUUCAACCCCUGAGGUACUCACCAUCAACCACAUUCCUCUGGAUCCAGACACGCUUCUGGAGAUAAACGGUGUUAGGAUGAGCAUGUACUCAGAAGGGUGUUCUUCACAGCUCAGGAGGGAUCGUGUUGAUAAGAAAUCUGAAGAAGCUACUUAUGUUAGCACAGACAGUAUCAGGUUAAAUGGUAGCGUAAAGUUUGAGGUUUAUGACAAGAAGGAGCUAGUCUUGUCUGGAACUCUUGAGAUGUCUGAUAGAAAUGAGUCGAAGAAGCAGUGGAACAUGACUUGUGAAGCUGAGAUCACUGCAGGGUCUGAUUUCCUAAAGGAGAAGAACAAGACUGGUCAAGAUUUAUUGUCCCCGUUGCCAACUAUUGAGGUCUAUGUCACUGGCUGCUUCUCAGGAACACCCAUCAUCUUAACCAAGACUCUGCAGCUUGGUUUGAGAAAGAAGCAAAGUAGAAGAAUGGCCUUGGAUUCAAUUCCAGAGUAUGAAACUGCAGAAGAGCCUCAGAAAGACACAUCAUCUGAGCUUGAUCUUCAGGCAACAGAGUACGCAAAUUAUAAAGAGGAAUAUGAAGGAGACAUGUACUGGAGAAAUGAGUGCUUAGAUGGAGAGAUGUCAUGGUUCAAUGCAGGUGUAAGGGUUGGUGUUGGGAUUGGACUUGGGGUCUGUGUUGGUCUUGGCAUUGGUGUGGGCCUUCUCGUACGUACUUAUCAAUCAACUACCAGAAACUUCAGAAGGAGGCUUCUGUAGUUUAAAUUAUAUAUAUAUACAUUUGCAAAUUUUUACCUUGAAUUUUUGAAAGAAUCAUUUUUAAUUGUUUGUAUUUUGGGUGUGAUUGUGAAUCAGAGACUUUAGUGUGGGAUUGUUGGUACCUGUGUUGUUGUAAAUAAGUGAUGAAGAGUAAAAGUAACUUUUAUAUUCAGAAGUUGGCUGAUGCGGAUAACUUUUAUA